AUGGAGUGUUGGUCCUGUGACAUCAUCGGAAGGAAAAAAUUAGGAUCAUCGCGAUUCAGAAAAGGCCGUGUAUUCAUACAGAGACAUCUAGCGCAGAACUAUAGCGAAUACGUGUGGUCGUGUGCAACGAGGACCGCGGUGGCCUAUAAUACACUGAACGAGUUAUGGGACAGCUUCAUAUGCGGUUCUCACCGUUGGAAAUUGCGUGAGACGCUAAAUGGCCAGCGUCUAAUAGAGUUCAGACUCGGUCAAGAGGCGGAGUCCGAGCAGGGCCUGUCGGUAGCCGCGGCCGAGCUGAUGGUCCGGGCGGAGGCCACUCCGAGAGCACGCAAACUACGAUACACGCUGUGGGCCUUCACAGUACACGGGAACUCCAGUGUUGGGGAACUGGCUGGUGAAGCUGAGAUCGGCGGUGGAAGAACUGGCUCGGGUCGAGGAUGGCAGCGCGUGGACGUGACCCCAGCGGCCAGGCGCUGGGCGGCGGCCGGCGCUACGACGCCACUGCGCCUUUUAGUGGAUUGCAGCGGGUGUGCGGGGCGCGUGCGGCUGAGGCUCGGCGGGGCCGCGGCGGCCCGGCCUCUCCUCCGACUCCGUGUUGCCGCACGCUCUCCGCGCCGCCGCCGAGCGCUCGACUGCGACGCCGCCGCUCACGGCCGCUGCUGCCGACAGACGUACUACGUGAGCUUUCGCGCUCUCGGCUGGGACGACUGGAUCGUGGCACCUGAAGGCUACUACGCCAAUUACUGCCGCGGAGCGUGCGAGCCCUACCUCAACUAUCAUUCUCAGGUGGUGGAGGCGGCCCGUCUUCAGCGAGCCGCGUGCUGCGCUCCCGUGCGGUUCUCAGCGCUGUCUCUGAUCUACUUCGGCGCCGACUCGAACAUCAUCAAACGCGACCUGCCGGAGAUGGUGGUCGAGGAAUGCGACUGCCCCUAGCGGCCCUGUACAUAGCCUAGCCGCGUCGCCCCGCCUCUCCCCGCCGCCCAUGCGGUACGCUUUCGCCGAAUCAGAUUUAAUCCGAAUCGAUUAUAAAUAAUAUUCUCGACUUGUGUAAUAUUUUGUUCCUCGCGUUCGAAAGACUAUAUCCUAAAUCUGUCCUGCGUUCGGUGCGCGGUUCGAUUGCGGCGCGACCUUAGACUUUUACUCGCCGGGUGCGGAACCUAUCCCGUGAUAUCAGAGUUCCGUAUUAGGUAGACCCGUCAGAUACCGCGAGACCUUCUCAGAGCUCGUGGGGGUUCCGCAGGGCGAGCGCCGCACCGCAGCCGGACCCGCGGCUCCUUCGCAGGCGGCCUAAAUAAUUUACUACGCCGUUUUCUUUCACCCCGUUUGGUGUUCGCUUGUAAUUAUUGUAAACUGUAUUAUAAUAAUUAUUAUAAUUAUAAUAAUAAAUAAUAAAUCAACUUUUUCAUAAUUAUUA
This is a messenger RNA of Danaus plexippus (monarch butterfly), 1414 nucleotides long. RefSeq names its product inhibin beta chain (gene Actbeta). Gene Ontology annotation, molecular function: growth factor activity; cytokine activity. Bases 1 to 933 code for a protein of 310 amino acids. NCBI's taxonomy places the organism in Eukaryota, Metazoa, Arthropoda, Insecta, Lepidoptera, Nymphalidae. Gene Ontology annotation, biological process: SMAD protein signal transduction. The transcript is spliced from 6 exons. Gene Ontology annotation, cellular component: extracellular region. The record is from RefSeq and is a predicted model, not a curated record.